GUUCUUCGAGGUGAGCCCAGCUGACAGUUGCGCCGCCAUGAAGUGUUCUCUGCUCUUCGCUCUUCUGCUGCUGCUGUUGCUGCGCCUUCUGCCUUGUGGCGAGACCCAGAGCACAGCCCCUGCUCCCACCGAAUACCCCUUGAUGCUGAGCGAGACCAAUGGAUCGAUGUGCGCUCAGUGGCUGUAUGGGUCCGAGCCGCCAGUGGUGGAAGCUUUCCAGUGCGCGGUGCAACCCGACGGCGCCGAAGUCAAGUUCUGCUGUGGGACCUGCGAUCAGAUGCGCAAUUGCUCAUUCGACGAGCUCGCCAAGGGCUCCCCAGCGCGCCCCACCGACUGCGGACCACAGCAGUGCCCUACUUCGCCUCCAUUGACCCAGUGGGAGAGGGUGACUUUGUUUACCGGAGGAGUUGCUGCUAGCGUGAUAUUCUACUUGGCCGUUUACCGUACCUACAAGAUAUUCUGGCGUAGAAAGAGAUCCACCCGCGAAGCACAGGAAGGGAUCGAGCUAGAGGUCACCCCUUCUGAGAGAUCCCAUGACUCCUCCGAUCGCUCCAGCACAUUGGCUGCACCGUCGUCUGCUGGUGGAGAGGGUCUUCAGAGUGUCCGUGGCGCUCCUGCUGCUGCAUCUGGCAGCCCACCGAGUGUGCAGCCCCAAGCUAGGGGCUCCGAGAAUGUGACCAUCAUGUGGUAUCCAACAGGAUUUGUCCCACUCCGAAUUGGCCCCCCUUCUGCCUCACAGCCAAACCAGGGCGGCAAAAAAACCCCGGCUAGGUCAGAGAAGAAGUAGGAGACCCUCCUCUAAUUUAAGGGGUUAGGCUCCCCUGCUAAAGCUGAUCACCCACAGCAUGCUUUUUAGAAUCAGGGAAAUUAGCUGAUCCUAUGAGGAGAAUGUCUUGCAAUCUAUUAACUAGAAUGUCACCUAUUAUUAUUCAAUACUAUCAGUCACUGCUUUGUUGUAAUAAAGUGUUUUUAUCAUUAUGUCACGUGCUUUAAGUAUGCAUUGAAUGUGCACUGAGAAGCUUGUUGUGGCUCAGCAUGUUGCAUCGCUGUGUUUGACUUUUCCUAUUGGAGGCUUAUUACCUGAUCUAUAUUGGCACAAGCCGGGGGUAUGUCUUAUGGGAGGGUAUUUUUUUCUUUUGCCAUAUAAUAGUCUCUGAGGUUUCCUUAAUCUUUCAUUGUAUAACCAUUUCUG
This is a messenger RNA of Podarcis muralis (Common wall lizard), 1192 nucleotides long. NCBI's taxonomy places the organism in Eukaryota, Metazoa, Chordata, Lepidosauria, Squamata, Lacertidae. The record is from RefSeq and is a predicted model, not a curated record.